GGCUUAUCAAGAAUUUUCCCUUUACAAACCCACCAUUCAACUACGGUACCCUUGCCCUCUCUUGCUCGCUUCCUGUAAAUGGCGUCCGAGAAGAAAGCCAUGAAGAUCAUCACCGGAGCGGACGACUUCGGUUGCAAGCUCAAGGAUGCCGUUGUCGCCCAUCUCCGUUCCAAAGGCAUCGACGUCGAGGACCUCGGCACCGGCAAGUAUUACUCCGUUGGCGAGGAGAUCGGCCGCCGCGUCAGCCUCGCCCACUCCUCCGGCAACGACGGCACGGAGACCCGCGGCAUCCUCGCUUGUGGCACUGGCGUCGGCGUCUCCAUCUUUGCCAACAAGUUCCCUGGCGUCUAUGCCGCCACCUGCGGCACCAUCGAUGAGGCCGUCAACUGCCGCUCCAUCAAUGACUCCAACGUGCUUUCCCUCAGCGGAAUGUUCACUCCGCCGGAGCUGGCCCAGGGGAUCGUCGACGCCUGGCUCGAUACUCCAUUCAAGUCUCCCUGCCGGGCGAGCGGUGGCGUCGCCUGGCCGGGCGAGAUCGACACCUUUCUGAGUAACUCCCUGUCCGAGAUGUCGAAGAUCCCUGGCGCGAGCUCCGCUGGAGGCCCAGGGGGCUCCUGCGCCAUCUGCUCGUUGAGGGAAGGUCGAGAGUUUGAACCCGUGGCGAUCAUGCCCGGUGGGAGCAUGAAGAUUGUCCGGCAGAGCCCCACAGCUGCCAUUGUGAGGUUCGCGGCCGGCAGCCUCGAGCCGGCCCACCACCAUACGUUCGGCCACGACCUCGUGGUAUUGAGCGGCAGGAAGAAGGUGUGGAACCUGAGCAAGAAGGAGAGCUACGAGCUGGGGCCUGGAGAUUACCUCUACACCCCGGCGCCGGAUGUUCACAGGGUCCAAUACUUCACUGACACGGAGUUCUUCAUCAGGUGGGAUGGCGAUUGGGAUAUCUUCAUUGAUGAAGAUCUUGCCGCCGCUGCCGCCGCCACUAAGGGGAGCUCAGAUCCGUAGGACGGAAUACUUUGGUCGGGGACCAGCGAUGGAUGGUGGUGCUCCCAGGUGGCUGUCUUGCAGUCUUCUUCUCUGCUUCGCUUUGUGUUUAGGCUUUGAUUAGACUACCAUAGUAUGUAUAUGCGAUGGUGGUGCUCCCAGUUGGCUGUCUUGCAGUCUUCUUCUCUGCUUCGCUUUGUGUUCAGGCUUUCGUUAGUAAUACCAUAGUAUGUAUACGCUUGUAUAAGAGACUUGAGUGUUCCAAUGUCUUCCUCUUUGCAAAUAAAAUUUGGAACUUCCCCUCUUGCUGUA
Nymphaea colorata (pocket water lily) is the source of this 1290-nucleotide messenger RNA. Its product is annotated as DNA damage-repair/toleration protein DRT102. Gene Ontology annotation, molecular function: isomerase activity. Bases 79 to 999 code for a protein of 306 amino acids. The transcript has a single exon. NCBI's taxonomy places the organism in Eukaryota, Viridiplantae, Streptophyta, Magnoliopsida, Nymphaeales, Nymphaeaceae. The record is from RefSeq and is a predicted model, not a curated record. Gene Ontology annotation, biological process: carbohydrate metabolic process.